UUGAUGCGAUUCGAUGGCGAAGAGUACAAUAUCAAGCCAUGGUCACUCAAGUUCGAAUCGUGUCAAUGCUAUAAAUGCGGGUUACCGUUCCACAUCUCUAAGAGAUGUGAUAACCCCCGGUGCUGCUGGAAUUGCGGAGCAGAUCACGACACGGACGACUGUCCCGUGAAAGGGACGGACGUGAAACACUGCGCCGUGUGUAAGGCAACAGACCACAGAACUUCCCAGAACCAUAAGUGCAAAGACCAUCGCAUAGUGAGAAUGCUGGAACAAAUCGCUAAAGCCAAGGAAAAAGGUCCAGAUUUCCUGCGGCUGCUUGAGUUGAUGCGUACCGCAGAGAAAAAGCAGGGUAACAAGCGCGGGGGAAACAAACCGAAGUCCGAUACGGGGAACAACACGCAAUUCAAACGCCAACGCGCCGAGCCUUCAUGACAACAGCAGAAUCCGAAAAAUACAGAACGCCCUACCAAAUCACCUCGCCUAGUAGUACCUCCGUCGUCGUUGUUACAAAACAAUUCAACAUCCAUGGCGUCUGCAUCGCCCGCACGACAGGAAUCUCUGGAGUAUGGACGACUUUCACCAAUCAACUUCUCUGAGGAUGAGUUUGGUG
Molecule: messenger RNA, 610 nt
Organism: Cucurbitaria berberidis CBS 394.84
Lineage: Eukaryota; Fungi; Ascomycota; Dothideomycetes; Pleosporales; Cucurbitariaceae
Exons: 1
Coding region: 4-432 (142 amino acids)
Molecular function (GO): nucleic acid binding; zinc ion binding
Source: RefSeq, a predicted model, not a curated record